Messenger RNA from Anarrhichthys ocellatus (wolf-eel), 3597 nucleotides. RefSeq names its product chromosome unknown C1orf174 homolog (gene cunh1orf174). The record is from RefSeq and is a predicted model, not a curated record. Lineage: Eukaryota; Metazoa; Chordata; Actinopteri; Perciformes; Anarhichadidae.
UUUCCCAUUUCUCACACAACAACCGACCAUUCAGCUUUAAUUUGGUUCGAUCGAUCUAGCCAUUGCUUUCGAAUAAUAUUCGGCUACAAUACAUGAUGAGACAUUAUAAUGAUCAACAUACACCAUGAGUUACUUAGAAGUAAAUGGAAACAAUGAGACGUUUAAUUAACUUGGGAGUACAAAGCAUGCAAUACAAUGCAAAAAUAUACAGUAAAAUAAUCAUAAAACAGAGCAAAGGCAUAAUAAAUAUAUAUUAACGCACAUAUAAAAAGAAAGCACUGUUUUCAGAUCCUGAGCAUUAUGGAAAACUAUGUCUACCAGAAGUUUAAUUUUAAAUACGAGAGGGGCCGGACAAUAUACUAAAUAUAGCCACUUAAAUGUGUAGAAUUUGAAAUAAGAAUAAUCAGCCUGUAAACCAUUUGUGCUUUUAUUGUUCUUCUCGUGUUUAAAUAUUCCAAAGAAAACAUAUUUUAAAGAAAAUAGAUCCAAACACGUUCCAGUGUGAAUACAAGACCAAACAGUCGUUUCAGAAAUGGAUUCACUAUGACAGCUGGUAUCAACAACCCUCUCUGAAUUAAAAAAAGUUCUCCUUUCACCUUAUUUAACAGGUCAUGCUCCAAACAUUUUAUUCCAAUGUAUGUGUUCAGCUGUUUUAUCUCAGUAUGAUAUUAGAGACGGUGCAGCAUCUUGUUGAAAAGGUUUCCUUGUUGAAACUAACAUAGAAACAACAGGAACAGUCUAUCACAAUGAUAGUAAACAUCCUAAAGCAAUAGUAUCAAAAACAAAAGUGAUUUAUUUUGGUCUUAUUGUUAUUAGAUACUUACAUUGCCAUACAGCUCGUUUGGUUUAAGUAACUGCCGAGACAGCCCAACAGUUGUUGAAGCCAAUUCUCAAAUAGAUAAGAAUAUUCAUUCCUUAUUAUUAUUUAUUAUAAUUAUAAAGACUCUAGCACCCUCUUGUGGCCAAUUUAUGGAAUAACGUCUCCUCCCAUUUUGUCACUUCACAUUUUGUUCAACCAAAGCCUCAGAUCAGAAGUUUAACUAAAAUGGCAUUCAUCUCACUCUUUUACUCUUUUAACACUUGAAAACAAAAUUGUAAACAGUUACAGUAAAAAUGAUUUAACAAAAAUGAGGAAUAAAAAUAAAGAUUCUGCGAAAGCCUUUUUAUAGUCGAUAGCCUACACUAGUACUUGGUUAAAUUGUGUGGAACUGUCUUUUAGACAGGUACAUAUAAAGCUAAAAGUUGUACUUUAAUCAUCUAACAGCAAAGAGAGAGACACACCUCAACAAAACCCCGGAAUCUGGUGACUCUCAUAAAACAAUGGGCGGGGACAGGAUGGAGUGGAGGUGUCCUCUGUUGAGUAGUGGAAUGAUGUUGCAGCAGGCUAACCAAUGAGGAAGAGGCUGAGAUAAUGGUACUUCUGUUCCAGUACACAGUUUCAGAGUGAAAAAUAAUAAUUUGGAAAGAAAAGCAUUGAGGAUGAACAAAAUGUGCCAUUUAGCAUGGGAGAGUUAAGUAAGGUGGUGGUGAGGAAUACUGCACCAGGGAAAUGUAGGAAUGAUUAAAGUGUGGAAGAAAGAAGAAUCCCAAAUCGGACCCUGUAGGAGUCAACUAGCUCCAGAAGGUGGCAGUAGUGCAACAUUAAGGAUGUAAGCUGCCGUUAAAAACCAACGAAGAAGACGAAGACUGACUUUUUUUUUUGAAGACGCCAUAUAUCAUCCAUGCCAUCACAUGCCUCAUAGUUUGUAGCUAAUCCGAGCCAUUUAGUUUGAAGAAUAAUAAAGUACAGAGUCGAGACUUGAAACGCAGAGGCAUUGCGCCGGUAAAUAGAGCACAUGGAAGGCGUUAAGAUGCCUGGUCGACUUGACGGCUUGAGGCCCAGAAAGAGGAAGAGCAGCUCCAGAAAGGCUUCGACUCCAAGAAGUGGAUGUACGAAAAGUCCAAAGACGCAGCCGGCAGCAGAGAGCAGCUCGGUGGUCGGCGUUUGCAGCAAAGCGGACGUUCCUCUGGAGAGGCUCUCUCACAUCAGCUGUGAAUGCCACCAGCUGUCAGGCAGGAGGAGGUGCUCGGCGUCACCGGAGCUUGAGGGACAGGAGGGCAAAGAAAACGAACUGAGGACGAGGCCGGAACUGGACAGCCCCAGAGUGAAGGAGUCCGAGGACAUGGACUGUGAGGAAACCAGCAAAAACAUCUUCCCGGAUGACGACAGCAAUCAGAUUCUUCCCGUGGAGCAGUUCUUUGGAAACUUGGACGCAGUACAGGACUUCCCUCAGAGAUCGUCGGAGACCUGCUCCCGUGUGCGAGGGGAGCACAGGAGGCGACAUUACUACGCACCAGAGGCCAGCGACGAAGAGGGCGGCCUCCUCAGUAUGAAGGGGGACGACAGAGCGGACACUUAGUGAAGAGGAGCUGCACUCAGAAAGUCAUGCCCUGUGGAAGCACAUAAAACUCUCAGCACUCAAGAAAAAGCAGCCAAAAAUUGAACUACUAUUGAGAUUCAGUCGUUCCUUAAAUCAUAACGCCGUCACACAUAAAGCAUGUGUGUGACGAUGCUCCCGAUUCACCGGUGAUGAAGUUACUCGCUACGACGCGAGUGAGUUAGGCAUGAACUGUUGCUGGAGCCGACUCUGCGGUUGGCCUCGCCAUCAUUUACAAGUCGUCGUCGUUUAGCAGUUUACCACCGGUAGUUCUGACUCUGUUGAAAGCUUUAACACGUUGUUGGUGGUAAAUCGGUAGUUGAUGACUCGACAAGGACACGCCAAACGCACAGAAAACGCCAAAUUGUUUUCACUUAGCUUGAUACCCGAAUAUCUUAUUUCAUUUGAUACUUUUUAAUAUGGUUACAGCACUGGGACACGUAUAAUAGUGCCUGUUUUAUUUAUUGCUGAAUUUAUGCUCACAUCCCCCCCAUUGUUCAGUCAACUUUGGUUUUGCCUGAGGGGGGGGGGGUUGUUGGCAGCACUUUAUUUAGAUAAGGAUCAGGCUACAGAACACACUGCUUCAUACUUUCAGUGCAUGCUUUGAAGUUUGAGAUUAGCCUUGAGAAAUGUCAAAACAGCACUAAUAAAAACGGGGAAAAAACAAUCUCCAAAUUACAAGUUGUUAUAUAUGUGGAGAGGAAGGAGUGUACACGCGUCAAAGAGCAGUUCCAUAUUGAGAGCUUUUAAUAUCAAAUUCAGCGUUUUGAGGUGAAUGUCAUUGUUCACCAAGUGUCUAAUAUUCAUCGGCAACACAUCUUUGCCCAGUUUGUUUUUUGGCAGCUGCUUAACUGCACUACACAUCUGUAACAUAUAUACAUAUACAUAUAUAUUUACAUAUAUAUUAAUGCAGCUGUUAGGUUCAUGAUAGGCUGUAAGAAAAAGAAAACCUGGACUAAAAUCGUUGAGGUCUGUGAUCGGUCUUCAGCAUGUGAGUGAAGUGAUGAUUACUUAAGCCUGACUUAGACGAAAUGGCAUCUACUCUUCUAACUUUGAGGUAAUUGCACUAGUGCUGUUCACUCCUAUGCAAGUUUCUGACUGAGUGAACGCCGCGUUGUAAUCAAUUCAUGUAUUCUUACAUCACCGUGCCAACAAAGACAAAAAUAAAUGUUUUUCAUGA